Molecule: messenger RNA, 879 nt
Organism: Cryptomeria japonica (Japanese cedar)
Lineage: Eukaryota; Viridiplantae; Streptophyta; Pinopsida; Cupressales; Cupressaceae
Exons: 1
Coding region: 37-585 (182 amino acids)
Source: RefSeq, a predicted model, not a curated record
CCGAUCUCUUCUCGGUUUGACACCAAAGGCAAUCCAAUGGCUUCUUCAAAGACCAGAUCCAGCGCCCCUGUUAUCCCCCUUGCCCUUCAGCGCUCCCUUUCUCCCACCCGCCAUUCAUUUUCCCCCUCUCUCUCCACUAAGCAUUACAACUCUUCUCCUAUAAUCACUUUCGACUUGGCCAGAUCUGUGUCGCCAAAGAGGAAUCUGCAGGCUCGCUCACCGGUCCGUCCGGUUCCGCCCAAGGCCGGGCAGAGGGCAGCCGUUCCGUCUGGUUCAGCGAGGAAGAUGUGCUUGUGCUCGCCUAGCAAUCAUCCUGGCGCGUUCCGCUGCAAUCUUCAUAGGAAUUGCCCCUCUUCCUCUUCCUCUUCCUCCGCUUCUACCAAUUCUCAGCUGCAUAUGCGCAGAUCGGCCAUGAAAAACUCGCUGGUGAGAAUCGGCAGCGUUGAAGGAGGGGAAUGGAUGAAGAAAGCACUUUCUGCACUCAUCCGGCCCUCCUCUCAUCAAGUACGAAGGAGAACGUCGUUCCAGCCGCAGCGUAGCAGGCUCCGCCAUAUGACGACGGCAGAAGAUGCGGCCAUUUCCUGAGGUCUCGACCGUAGCCUGCUUUACGCAACUUACGCUUUGCUCGGUCGAGGAAAGCGCCACGGCAGCACAGCGGCGCGCGGCCUUUUGAUGUUCUGCUUAGGGUUUGGUCACAUGAGUAAACUGAUACAAAUUCUCAUUUCUUAUCAAAGCCUGGUGAAUUGCAUCGAUAGAUCGGAAGAAUCAGAAAAGCUAAAAUGUCCGCCGAGAGAAAGAGAGAAUUUUAAAAAGUUUGUAAAGUGUAUAUAAUAUUCACUUUCAAUUGCAUUUCCUGCCUGGCGUCAGGAUUUUCAGUAA